Messenger RNA from Patella vulgata (common limpet), 2484 nucleotides. RefSeq names its product ankyrin-3-like. The transcript has 3 exons. The record is from RefSeq and is a predicted model, not a curated record. Gene Ontology annotation, molecular function: protein binding. The coding region runs from base 76 to 2484 and encodes 802 amino acids. Lineage: Eukaryota; Metazoa; Mollusca; Gastropoda; Patellidae.
GGAUUGGAUGAAUUCCGUAAAGGUAACAUUGAUUUAUUAGGUAAAAGGAGUAUAGACAGUCACAGAUUGAGGACAAUGAAAGGUGAAGCACUUGAAAAUCUUAACUAUGUGAAAGAUAAAACAUAUGUUGAGACCCGUGCCCUUUAUGAAGGUUUGAAGAUACUGAAGAAUCAUCAAAUCCUAGGAAUAGUAGGGGCGGCUGGUGAUGGUAAAACUGUGCUAUCAAUGAUGAUAGCCAAACAAUUCAUUGAAGAACGUCCGGAAUAUAAACCAUUGUUGAUUAAUGAUUUGGAUGAUUUAAAAGAAGUGAGCUUUGAAGAUGAUAAGUAUCUUUAUAUCAUCGAUGACAUGUAUGGUAAAUAUAAUAAAUUACAGGCACGUAUUGAUAAAUGGCCUGCUCAUUUUGGCACUCUUCGGGUUAAUAAAGAAAGGGGCAAAUUAGUUAUUAUUUAUGUAAUGAGAGAUUAUAUUUACCUUUCUUCUAAAUAUCAAUUAGAGAAUUAUGAUUUAUUUGUGGAACAUGUUGAAAAAACAAAUAAAAUAUUUCUUCAUAAAGGCGAAUUCUCUUUAAACACUAAAGAAAGGGGACAAUUUUUAGAUUUUUAUGAAAUAUCAUCUAAUAAGAUAAUUUCCAAAAUUACUGACUGUUUCGGUUUUCCAUCGAUUGCCAGUUUGUGUAGCAAAUUAACGACUGAUAAAUUACCGGCGAUUUUUGAUAGUUCGCAUGAAUUUCUUAUUUUAGAAUUAGAAACGUUUUGGAACGAAAAUAAAUAUAUAUAUGCUACACUAGCACUAGUAUUUUGUUUACAUACUGUUUCAGAGAAAGACCUUAAACAAAAUUGUCCCGCGAGAGUUAAGUCUCUUAUUUCGACCGUCACUAAAGAAAUAUGCCCAGAAUUUAAAUUGAAUGGCGCUAAGCGUAAUCUCAAUGAACUUUCAGAUACAUUCCUCAAACAUUAUAUGAACAUAUUUUCAUUGCGAGACUUUGUUGGGGUGCCAUUUUUACACCACCUUUCCGUUGAAUGCAUGGAAAUGGCUUUACAAUACUGUUCUUUUGAACUUUUGAUGUCAGUGGUUAGAACAAAUCACCAAGUAGAUCGGUGUAUUAAAAUACAUGACGAUUAUUUCGACGAGCUUUCAAUGCGCUUUUUAAAAGAAUUACAUAAGAAUUCUGAUAUAAUCAGCCAUCCUGCUUUCAUUGACUGUGCAUUUUUAUCACAUUUUCUUGGUAGGAAUGAUAUAGCCAAUUUGUUGCACAAUACCAAAUUUAUCAAUUUGGGAAAUAUUCGUGAAGUACAGGAAAGUGGCAAUUUUCUUCAUUACAUUACACUUCAUGGAGACAUGAGAUGUCUCGAAGCAGCACUCUUUUAUUUUCAUGAUCAGCUACCCCAAUUAGUUGAGGAAAAAACGGAUAUGGGGUGGGAUAUAAUCGGCCUUGCUGCUGUUUCGGUUCAUGACCCUAUCAAAAAAAUGAAUCUUUUAAAUGAAAAGGAAAUUGGAGACUUAUCGGCAUUACCACAUUUAGUGGUUUACUCAGAUAAAUUUGACAUUGUUAACCAUGUCAGUAAUUUCACAAACUUCGACAAAAGCAAGCGUGAUAAUAAGUCAAGAACAAUUCUUCACAAUGCGUGUGAUUCAAAGCACGACAAUCAUCAAAUAAUCAAUUUUCUGAUAGACAGGGCGUUUGAUGUAAAUGCUAGAGAUGACAGUGGUAGUACACCACUACAUCUGGCUGUUGCGCGAGGCAAAAAAGAGACUGUGUCUAUUUUAAUAAGUCAAGACGCGGAGGUUAAUGCCAAAGAUGAUAUGGGCAGGUUACCUAUUCAUAUUGUUUGCAGCUCUUAUGGCGGUAGAACUGAUGUCGAUGUAACCCAGAUUCUAAAUCAGUUAAUCGAAGCUGGGUCAUUUUUACAUAAGGCUGAUAAACUCAAUCGAAUUCCUUUAUUAGAAAUAAUAGCUAAUGAUGACAUAAAGUGUUUUGAAAUACUAAUAAACAAGAUGACAUCUUUUGAUCCCAAGUAUACCCAGACCAUAAUUGGUGAAGCAACAAAGUUACAGGAUAACUCCAUGUUAACAACUAUCUUAGAUCGUAUAUUGCCAUAUGGAACAGAUAGCAAUCUUUUUAAUAAAAGUAUUUUAUUCAUAUGUUGUGAAUCUGUUGAUAAGAUGAGAAUUUUAAACAAUAAAGGUAUGGAUUUUAAUGUAGUAGAUGAAAAUAACCGUAGUAUUCUACACCAUAGCUGUAGACGUGGUUCUAUUGACACGGUUCAUUAUUUAGUGAAUGAAAUAGGAUUAAACAUAAAUCAAAAAGACAAGACUGGUUGGACUCCUGUAUGUUAUUCUGUGAUGUCGGAUAUUGAUCCUAUUAAAAAACUCGAGUUCUUGUUGUCCAGGGGGUGUAGUUUACAGGUUUGGAUGAUGACAACUGUAGUUUACUUCACAUUAGUUGUGGAUAUGGUGAACUUGAAACUGUUGAAUAUCUAG